This is a messenger RNA of Bombyx mandarina (wild silkworm), 1256 nucleotides long. RefSeq names its product RCC1 and BTB domain-containing protein 2. Lineage: Eukaryota; Metazoa; Arthropoda; Insecta; Lepidoptera; Bombycidae. The record is from RefSeq and is a predicted model, not a curated record.
UUUAAUAUGGUUGUGACCAUUGUGUAAUUGUGUAAUAUCUGUGUUUAUUGUUUACAACAACAACAAUGGAAUAUUACGUUGCGGGCUCAAAUUUGUUUAAUCAAUGGUUCGAUGAUCUAGAUUUUUUUUCAGAAUUUCGUAAAAUGUCUAAAGCUGAAGAUCCAAAUUUUGACUUUAGAUUGGCUAAUUUAAUACAAAUCAAUUGGUCAUAUAAUAUAUUUCAACUAAGAAAAAAUCUUUAUUUAUUGGGCGCCUUUGACGGUAGGAAAAUCGCUAAGAAAAUUGAUAUACCAGAAGAGUGCAGAAAAUCGCCACUCGUUGCCGGUAACGACUACAACUUGGUUAUUGGCCACAAUAAUUCGAGUGCCCUUUGGAUAUUGAAUUUGGAAGAUAAUAGCAUAAAGAAUGUUUAUUUGGAUAGAGAAUUACCUCUUGAAGUAUCGCCCAAACGUAAUAAAACAGAUAAUGAGAUACAAAAGCUUGCUGUUAAUAAUUUUUCAUGCCUCUACCUUACUAAAGGCAAGAAUGUUUAUAGCGGAAUACUUCCAAGUUACAUAGAUACAAGCCACUGUAAUGGACAUAUAAUUGAUGUUGUUUGUGGUUAUGAACAUUACAUGCUUCUCACUAGUACUGGUUAUGUCUAUACUUGGGGAGAUGGCAGGAGAUUGCAACUAGGUCAGGAUGAUACAAGCAAUUUAGAGACACCCACACAGGUUGAAGCCCUGGCUGGAAUAAAAAUUAUUAAAAUAAAAGCAGGUGGGUGGCAUUCCAUGGCACUCAGUGAAUUUGGGGAUCUCUAUGUUUGGGGCUUGAAUGACACUGGUCAAUUAGGUAUAAAGGAAAGUGAAAAUGACUUAAAAAGCUAUGCUUUACCAAAGUUAGUUGAUCUAUAUGAUGAUAAUGAAGAAGUUCAUCUCCAAAUUAAGGACAUAGCCUGUGGCUCAAAGCAUUCUGUAUUAUUAUUAGAAGAUGGCUCAGUUUGGACCACUGGUGCAAAUAAAUAUGGACAACUAGCAUGCCCACAAUAUCCAAACUCAAAAAAUUUCAAUAAAGUCUGUGUAAUCAAAGAAGCAUGUAGACUGAAAUGUGGACCAUGGACAACUGUAAUUGUAUGCAAAGAUACUUAAGAAGCCCUUUAAAACUUUUGUUAAGUAUAUUAUGUCAAACUAUAAUAGACUUGUCGAUAGUAACACAUUUACAUAAAAAAAUAUUGUGUUGGGUUAUGCUUAUUAUGUAGAUAAUAUAUUAUUACAUAA